CGCAGUAUAGCGCGAGGGUGUACAGUCUAUCUCUAUCUUUUCCCUGGUCGACUUUGUUAUUCUCUCCCUCUUUCUCGUCGGUCGUCUCUUUCUCCGUGGUUCGUUCCCUCUCCAUUUCUUAGGCGUUCUAAUCGCUCGUUCUCUGUCAGUCUUCGUCACAGUCUUCAGUCUCUAUCCUUUCGUUUAUAUUCGUUUCUGUCCCUCUCACUUUCCGUUCUUUCUUCUCGCUUCUACCUGCCCGUCGUAUUUCCCUCUCUAUAUCCCCUUCUCGCUUCGUUCUUCGAGGCAAAGCAGAAGAAACCCCCGCGGUUGCUCGUUCGUUCUCAAAACUCUUACUCGUUGUCACGCGCUAAAAAUACUCCCGCACAGUCUUCCGAGGGUGUACCAUGCCAAAGGAGAACGGGAAUUAGGACGACAAAAGCAGUCAACAUCGACCUGGAACUGUCAUGGAACGGCUUUCGAGAGUGGCAUGUUAUUUUCGAUGGAUGAGAAACGCGUCACCUCGCGAUACAAGCGAGGUGGCCGUAGAGGACGAGGGUAAACCCGUCGAGGUUGGACAGUAUCGGAAUGUCGGAUGCAAUUUAGAAGCCCCGAAGCGGUUCUGUAGCAUACUGGAAAGUGUCCUUCUUUGGGAGAAUUCCGUGAAUAGUAUCUCCGUCGUCAUCGUGUUCAACAUACUGUUUUGGGGAAUUAUCGUACUCGAGGUCCGUGGCUUUGCAGCAGCCAGCAGUGCUGUGCUGGUCGUAGUCCUCUGUUACAGCACAUUAGAAGCCCAAGUUCAAAAAGAGAACAGAGCAUCGGACACAACUACAUCCUGUGCAAAAAUAGAACAAAUUGAAAAGAUAGGGAAAAAAGUGAAAUCAGUGAUUCAUAGUUUAAAGCAGUUGAGGAAAGAUCAACCAGGAGUGUUUUGCACUGCUGCAUGUUCUCUCUCUUUGGGCCUAUGGAUUAUUGGUCGUACCAUAAAUGGUAUACUUCUUGCAUAUACGAUAUGCAUGAGCAUUCUACUUGGUCCCGCAUUGUUAUUUAAGCUACCUAAUAAGAUUGUACCACACAAAGAGUGGGAUAGUGAAAUUGAAGAAUUUUUACCAGCAGUGACCGAAGACAAUCUUCAGGUUCUUACAAGAGCAGGAGAAUCAGGGGAUCAAUCUCCUACACCAACAAGCGUAUUAUCUGAUGCUCAAAAUGAAUUCUUUAACGAUGAAGACCUUAUAGGUCUAAAAAUGCCAUCGCACGAAGAUGGAAGUACCGACGGUGUAGAGGUUUCUGAAUUAGAACUUAGUGCUGAAGAAACUGAUGUGGACGGUAUUAAAUUUCAAAGUGGUCAUUUUGAGAAAGGAUCAUCUUCUGAAGAAGAAGCAGAACUUGAACCACUCUUAUCAAAAAAAUUAAUUAGUCAUAGUGAUGAGAGCAGUAGCGAAUUUGAAAUAAUUGAUAGUCAAGAAGUCGAUGAUUUAGAUGUUGCAUGAGAGUUGCAGACAUGUGAACUGUGAAGUUAUUAUUAUGCAGACUAGAAUUAAACGCAACCGAUCAUUUUAAAUACACUUUAUUUGGACAAUGGUUUAGGUAAAGUAAUUAUUUUGCAUAAAUUUUAGUAACCUGCUUCAAUUUACCGUGUGAAUAUUUAUGCGAAAUUGUACGAUGAUAUUCUUGUUACUACUAUUGGAGAAAAGUAUUUAUUUCUAAUCAAAGAACGUCAAUUAUUUUAUUAGAUUCCCAACUGCUUCGAAAAUCUGUAUGAUUAGAACUAGAGAUUUUUUUGAUUAUGUGCGAAUGAUAGCUUCUCAGUAGUUACUUAUCUUGGUGUAUACUUAUAUUAAAGUAUACUUACGAUGUUGUACAUAUUAUACGCGGAAAUGGAAAUCUACCACCCUACUUUUUAUUUUUGGUGAUAUACAGACGAAUUAAGUAUAUCUGUAGUACGUGUACGAAAUUUUUGGUGUAUAUAAAAAAUUCGGGUAUCAUAAAAAAAAUGUUGAAAAGAAAUCAAUUAAAUAAGAUAUUUUGUCAAUUUAAAUAUCGCUUUGACCUUCAUGGAUGGAAAUCGUUUUGUAUAUGUAUAUAUAUUAGAAUUUACUACCUGUAAAUUCUAAAUAAGAAGUUAAAAAUUACGAUAUCCAGUGUACAGCAGGUACGAAACGAUUACAAAUUGUUAUAGUAAAUAUCAGCUCUGUUUUUGAUAUUGUAAAAAUUACGUAAGACGUUGAUCUAUUUGAAAACAGUUUUUCAUAUUUCAUAAAUACUCAGAUGUGAUUUUACCAUUUUCCAGAUCGAUUCAUAUACAAAACAAAAUAUAAAUUAAAUAUUUUAUUUAUUACGAAGAUCUCAUAAUUAAACUCUGAUUGAAUUUAAACUAAAACAAUUGAUUAUGACAAUUGCAAAUGACACUAAAAUUUCACAGUGAUAACCAAAAAAAGUGAAUCAGGAAGCAGUACUACCUUCAGGCAAAAUUAAAACAUUUUUCCUGUAAAAUUACUAUUAAAAAUGAUACCACUUAUGUAAAUACAGUUUUACUAAUAAUACAUGCACACAAAAGUUUACAUUAA
Messenger RNA from Hylaeus anthracinus, 2546 nucleotides. RefSeq lists its product as uncharacterized. The transcript has 6 exons. The record is from RefSeq and is a predicted model, not a curated record. The coding region runs from base 447 to 1469 and encodes 340 amino acids. Lineage: Eukaryota; Metazoa; Arthropoda; Insecta; Hymenoptera; Colletidae.